Molecule: messenger RNA, 596 nt
Organism: Dipodomys ordii (Ord's kangaroo rat)
Lineage: Eukaryota; Metazoa; Chordata; Mammalia; Rodentia; Heteromyidae
Product: cytochrome c oxidase subunit 7A1, mitochondrial
Exons: 4
Coding region: 272-544 (90 amino acids)
Biological process (GO): mitochondrial respirasome assembly; mitochondrial electron transport, cytochrome c to oxygen; regulation of oxidative phosphorylation
Source: RefSeq, a predicted model, not a curated record
GGCCCCAGACUGCCUCCCCUGAUAGGGAACGCACGGCUCACCUUUCUGCCUCCCAGGGGAGGAACAGGUGGCGGCGCUGUGGCCUCUGCACCUGCGCGCGGGACCUGGCAGCAGCACCUUGGCCACGCGCCCACUGGACUGAUUCGAUUUGCGGGCGCUCUCCACCCAACCCAACAGAGAUCAAGGCGCCCCAACUGUCAAGUCUGGUGGACCGGCAGGAGAGGUGGGGUGCUGUGUCUCUGGUGGUGACUUCAGUCGCUGAGGACUCAGAAUGAGGGCUCUGCGGGUCUCCCAGGCGCUGAUCCGCUCCUUCUGUUCGACGGCGCAGCGGAACCGUGUGGAGAACCGGGUGCCUGAGAAACAGAAGAUUUUCCAGGUGGCUGCGCAGUGGGCGGGACUCGUGGAGGACAAUGGCCUCCCAGUUUAUUUGAAAGGUGGAAGAAACGACAACAUCCUGUAUUUGGUGACUAUGGUACUGACUAUGGGGGGCACUGCCUACAGCCUAUACUUCCUGGCCUGGGCUGCCUGCCCCCACAAGAAGUGAGACCAAGAAAUUUGAAAUGGCUAGGAUUUUGACAAACACUAAUAAAAAAUGC